GUUUACAAUGUCAUCUGUAUUGGUAUUAAGUCACAUAGCCAUGUUUAGCAAAAUUUUGUAUCAAACGUAAAGCAUCUGUAGGGACCAGUUUAAUUAAAGAAUAAUCAGUUAAUAACGUGUAUUAUUCUUUAAAAAGUGGUAGAGACGUAUUAAUUGAAAAACUAUAGAACAUAUGAUAAAACAUAAAAAUACACAAUUUAUUUAACUUGUAAAUAUGAAACAACUUUUAACAACAUCGACUAACCUAAUUUAACGAAGUUUUAAAAGAAGAGAUUGAACGUAAGUAAUAGUUGUGUGCAAAAAUUGAAUGGUGAAUUCAUAGAAAUUGUGUUAUAAAGUAAAUAAAUAUGACAGCGGCAAUCAAAACAUUAUGGAAGCAAGCAUUAAAUACGUUUGAAGAACGGAGUAAUGUCGGAUUUAAGCUUUGUCAAAAGAACUUUGACAAAUUGCGGUACUUGAUGAACAAGAUUACAGCCGAAGACGUAAAUUUAAAUAAACAGAUCCUCGAUUUUAUUCAAGUACAGCAUGCUCCGAUGUGGGUAAUUGAUAUAUUUGAAAAUAAAGACUUUGCUAUUUCAAUUUUUAUAUUGAAACAUGGAUUUACAAUGCCAAUACAUGAUCAUCCUGGAAUGCAUGGGUUUUUAAAGGUAAUCAAUGGUGUAGUCGAAAUAAACAAUUAUACUCUGAAGCCAAAUGAGGAUCAUACAAUCAGAUUAAACAAAGAAGUAAUGGCAUAUAGACAUAAACAAAUAUCAUUACACAGCAAUUCACCUGCUUGUACUCUUACACCAAGAGACAAAAAUUUACAUGAAAUUACAUGUAUUGAAGGACCCGCUGCAUUUUUGGAUAUACUUAGUCCUCCAUAUGAUGUAGAUGAUUCUGGAAAAGGUUUGAGACCAUGUACGUUUUUUAAAACUGUUAGUAGUUCCAAGCUAUGUACAGAUUCAGAUAUAGUGGAAGAAGUUAAAUUGGUGGUUAUUGAAGGUCCACCAGAUUUCUAUUCUGGAAGCCUUAAAUACACAGGACCACCUUUAAUGUGACCUGAAGUAUCAAAAAAUAUUUCUUGUUCUGUUUGUUAAAAAGUUUUGCAUUUUAUUGAAUUGAUUUACAUUUGUAAUUAUAUUACAAAUUUUUAAGAAUAUUUAAAUUCUAAUUGAAUGUAUAAUAUUGGUGUUUAUUUCUUGUACUUUUUUGCAGAUAUGUAAGUUUAUGAAUACAUGUAUAUUGAUUAGAUAAGCUCCAUAUAUAAAAGUGAUACAAAAUUUUAUAUUUUAUAAUAUUAGUUUAUAUUGGAUAUAGUUUAUCUUUAUUUAUUGCGGAUUUUGGACUGAAAUUGGAUAUAAUUUGUAAUCUGUGACUCUUUGCAUUUUUAUUGACUUUUUGUAUACAAAAAUGUUAUCUGUAUAAAAAUCACGAAUGUGAAAUGAUUACAUUAUAUUUACUAUUUCGUUGAUACAUAGAAUAAGGAUGUAAACAAAGAAUGUAUUAUAAUACACUUUACAUGUAAUGCAUGAUAAACAAAGGCAUAUGAUAAUUAUUGAAUAAAAACAAAAAUUUUAAUUGUAUAAA
Messenger RNA from Bombus impatiens (common eastern bumble bee), 1569 nucleotides. Its product is annotated as 2-aminoethanethiol dioxygenase. Gene Ontology annotation, molecular function: oxidoreductase activity, acting on single donors with incorporation of molecular oxygen, incorporation of two atoms of oxygen. Lineage: Eukaryota; Metazoa; Arthropoda; Insecta; Hymenoptera; Apidae. The transcript has 3 exons. The record is from RefSeq and is a predicted model, not a curated record. The coding region runs from base 348 to 1040 and encodes 230 amino acids. Gene Ontology annotation, cellular component: mitochondrion.